AUGCAAUUCAUAGUUGGACAAGAUCCCAAAUCACAAAUAUUUUAUGAAAAUAAUUUAAAGCAACUUCCACCUGGUUGUUAUACCCACAAAAUACUUGAUAAAGUAAUAGAUUGUGUUAAUUAUUUAAAUGAUAUAAAGGAAAACUUUAACAUAUUUUUUGCUGAAGAAUUAUUGGAAGCUGUUGAUUAUUUAGAUUCUGAACAAUUUGGAGAGAUAUUUGAAAAUCUUAAUAAUGGAAUGCAAAAAGCAUUUGAUCAUUUUAAAAAAUUAGAAGGAAAUUCUGGUCAAUCUUUUGCUCGAAGCUUUCGUUAUAUUAUUUUAAAGCAACCCUGGAUAAAUGCACCUAAUGAAGAUGAAAUAAGAUAUGAUGAAGAAUUACACAAUUAUAUUACCAAUUUCAAUAUAAAUGAUUUUGGAUU
This is a messenger RNA of Funneliformis mosseae, 419 nucleotides long. The record is from the annotation of a GenBank genome assembly. Lineage: Eukaryota; Fungi; Glomeromycota; Glomeromycetes; Glomerales; Glomeraceae.